Messenger RNA from Gracilinanus agilis (Agile Gracile Mouse Opossum), 393 nucleotides. RefSeq names its product placenta expressed transcript 1 (gene PLET1). NCBI's taxonomy places the organism in Eukaryota, Metazoa, Chordata, Mammalia, Didelphimorphia, Didelphidae. The record is from RefSeq and is a predicted model, not a curated record. Bases 1 to 393 code for a protein of 130 amino acids. Gene Ontology annotation, cellular component: apical plasma membrane; external side of plasma membrane. The transcript has 2 exons. Gene Ontology annotation, biological process: positive regulation of cell migration; negative regulation of cell-matrix adhesion; wound healing, spreading of epidermal cells.
AUGGCAGUUCUCGACUCUGCCCUGAAGCUGCUACUGCUGCAGCUGCUGGGACUCCAGAUGCUACUUUCUCCCAGCUUCUCUGUAAGUUCUCCUGAAGGAUGCACCUUCCCUGAAACAACCAACAUGACCACCAACUUCUCCAUGAAGGCAGAUUCGAAUGUUUACAAAACCAACAAAACUUACACGGUGACUUUUUCUGGAAAUGAGAACCUCCACACUGUGAUCCUUCAAGCGGUGGACAAGGACAAUAAGUCAGUUGGCCAGUGGCAAAAUCCUGAUCAGAUGUGCAACAACUCUGUCAUCUAUCAGAUGAAGAAUUCCAGCAGAAGCAUCUUCCAAGCAAAUUGGACAUCCCCUAAUUGCUCAGAUAUCAUGGAAGUUGAGAUACGGUAA